Molecule: messenger RNA, 1348 nt
Organism: Pyricularia oryzae 70-15
Lineage: Eukaryota; Fungi; Ascomycota; Sordariomycetes; Magnaporthales; Pyriculariaceae
Product: zeaxanthin epoxidase
Exons: 1
Coding region: 98-1348 (416 amino acids)
Molecular function (GO): monooxygenase activity; FAD binding
Source: RefSeq, a predicted model, not a curated record
CACGAAAGCAACGAUGCCAAUCUUGGAUGACCAAAACCAGUGUAUCAAGUUUCAUCGACAAUAGCCGCUCCCGCCAUUCCCUCCACGGACCACAACCAUGACCACAAAAUCAUCGCCAGCCAGCAACGAUGACGCAAUCGUCAUCCUGGGCGGAGGCCCCGCCGGCAUGGCGUGCGCGCUGGCCCUGAUCAAGGUGGGCUUCAAGGUGCGGGUGUUUGAGCGAUACGACCGGGCGCGGCCGGCCGGCAACAUCCUCAACCUGUGGCCGCCGCCCAUCCACGCGCUAAAGUGCAUGGGCGUGGACGUCGAGGACCUGGGCGCGCCGUGCCGGGCGUCCUUCCGCAACGCCAGCGGCCACGUCCGCGCCGACGUCAAGCUGCCGCAGGACGUGCUGGACAAGUACGGCGGCGGCUUCAUAGGCCUGCUGCGCCGGGACCUGUACGUGCGCAUGCUCGAGGCCCUGCCCGCGGGCACCGUGGAGUUUGGCCGGCAGGUCGUGGCCAUCGAGGACCUGGGCCACCGCGUCGAGCUGACGCUGCAGGACGGCUCCGUGGUCGCGACGCCGCUGCUGGUCGGCGCCGACGGCAUCGACUCGACGGUGCGGCGGCACCUCUGGGGCCCCGCGCCCAAGCGCCCGCACAACCUCAUCAUCAUCGGCGGCUUCACCUUCACCGACGCGGUGCGCACCGAGCUGAACGAGUGCGUCAUCGCGCACAACCCGCAGGUCCAGGGCACCUACACAACCAUCCUGAGCGGGGGCCGGCGGGGCCACCAGUGGUGGCUGCUGCAGGCCUGGCCCGAGAGCAGACCCGACCCGGACAAGCUCAAGGAGCGCGCCCUCGACGGCGCCGCCGGGUUCCCCCACGGCCCGCUCCGGGACCUGGUGGCGGCCACCCCGGCCGAAAACAUGCAGACGUGGCGGAUCCGCGACCGCGAGCCGCUGGCGCGCUGGUCGCGGGGCCGCAUCACGCUGGCCGGGGACGCGGCGCACGCCACGUCGCCGUACGCGGCCUACGGCGCCGGCAUGUCCAUCUGCGACGGCUACUUUCCGGCCAAGCUGCUGCGCGGGACGGCGCUGGACGACACGGCGGCGGUGGCCGGGGCGCUGCGCCAGUACGACGCCUGCAGGAUCCCGCACACCUCGGAGCAGGUCAACCUCGCCUACUUCCUCGGCCGCAUGUUCCACCAGGUGCCGUGGCCGCUGACGGUGGCGCGGGACCUGGUGCUGGACUGGACGGGUCUGCUGCAGAGGGAGGUGGGCGAGCGCAGCCCCGGGGAGAUUGUCAAGCAGCUGGAUGAGAUGGGCGAGGGGCUUGAGAGCGACGGGCUUGAGAGCGACGGGGUUUGA